Molecule: messenger RNA, 258 nt
Organism: Symbiodinium sp. CCMP2456
Lineage: Eukaryota; Dinophyceae; Suessiales; Symbiodiniaceae
Source: the annotation of a GenBank genome assembly
GUCUGCCCACCGAACCUGGAGGCGACCUUGUUUGCGACUUUGCUGUCACUUUCUAACUUUGGCGGCGCUGUCAGUGGAUUCCUGGGUGUGACGAUGUGCGAGGUGUGGGGUCUCGUCGGAGAUAACUUCGACAAUUUGCCGUACGCCAGCCUCACGAAAGCUUGCACGGCACUUCUUCCAAUACCUUUGAUCUUUGCCUUGGCGCCCACAUUCACACCGAACGAUCCAGUGCCCGAGGACCGAGGUGUGAUGAAGUAG